AUGUCGUCGUCGCUAUCAACGACGUUGGCCGUCACGUCGGCGUUCUGCGGCAUCGCCAUCAUUUCGAGUCUCGUCACCGUCGGCUCAUUGUUCUACGACGCGCACGGAUUUCUCGAGACGAGCCUCGAGGACAUCAGCGAGUUCAAGUCGUACGCGAACGGCGCGUGGGACGACAUGAUUCGAGCGAGCGCGCUCGAACGCAAAAAGCGAGAGUCGGAGCCGUCGUGCGGUUGCUCGCACUGCUCGCAAGCCGCCAACAAUUGUCCGCCGGGUGAAGCCGGGCCGCCGGGCGCACCGGGCGCCAAUGGCGACGACGGCGAGCCGGGCGCGCCUGGCAAGCCGGGACCCGUUGGUCCGUCGCUUCCGUUCGACGCCAAAGAUUUGCCGUGCAUCGCGUGUCCCGCCGGCGAGCCGGGACCACAAGGAGCCGACGGGCCCGCCGGACCACCGGGACCCGACGGGCAGCCGGGCGCCAACGGUGCCGACGGUGCGCCGGGUGCGCCGGGCGCCGACGGCGACGACGGCGAUGCCGGCGGUGUUGGCGAGACGGGCGCGCCGGGACCCGCGGGAGCGCCGGGCGCGAACGGCAAGCGGGGCGAAGGCGCCGCGGGACCCGCUGGGCCGCCGGGACCGCCGGGCCCAUCCGGCAACGACGGUGCGCCGGGCGAGACGGGCGCACCGGGCGCGCCGGGAAGCGAAGGAAUCCGAGGAGCGCCGGGCAACGAUGGCGCGAAGGGCGUCGACGGCGAGCCGGGAAGCAAUGGCGCCGACGGGGUGCCGGGACCCGACGCCGCCUAUUGUCCGUGUCCGGCGAGAAGCAGCAUCGUCGCCAGCAGCGCCGAAUCACCGAAAAUUUAUUAA
Molecule: messenger RNA, 861 nt
Organism: Caenorhabditis bovis
Lineage: Eukaryota; Metazoa; Nematoda; Chromadorea; Rhabditida; Rhabditidae
Source: the annotation of a GenBank genome assembly